UCAAUUUCUGUUGGCUGAAGCUGUAAAUUGUGCGCCCUGCCGUCGCCACACCCGUAGUUUUCCGGCGAGCACCUCGCCGUCGUCGCAUCGCUAACGUUCUCCGGCGCCGCCGCGAUGUGUCAGAACAAAACGGUCAAAAUCCAAAGAGAAAACCCUCGCCUCCUGUAUGAAUCCCCGCCCCUAGUUGGAGACGCGCCAAGGCGGCCGCGCUGGUGGCUGAUAAACCUCCAGUUAAACCCUAGCAUCUCCCCGCCGCGCGCCGCACGCAGCACCCGCCACCCGUUCGUACGCGCCGCCCCUCGAGCGUCGAGCCGCCUCCGGAAUGGAGGACGAUCGGGAGGAGCCGCCGCCCGCGGAGAACGCGUCCGCCGACGAUAGCUCCAGCUCCGCCGCCGCCGCCGGGAAGAAGGGGUCCCCGUGCGAGGAGUGCGGGGAGCAGGCAUGGAAGUACCGCUGCCCCGGCUGCGCCCGCCUCACCUGCAGCCUCCCCUGCGUCCAGGCGCACAAGCGCCGCACAGCCUGCACCGGCAAGCGCCCCCGCACCGACCCCGUCCCGCUCGCCCAAUUCGACGACAACCAGCUCAUCUCCGAUUACAACUUUCUGGAGGAGACCAAGCAGGUCAGGGAGUCGGCGCACAGGCUCAUCGGCGGCUUCGGCCGCAACUUCGGGGGGCAGGGGGGCGCCCAGCUGCCAAGCUGGCUGUUUUUCCUCCGCAAGGCCGCGCAACGCAGGGGUAUCAGGCUCUACUUCCUCCCCAGGGGCAUGGCCAGGAGAGAGCAGAACCGUUCCCGGCACAACCACAGAAAGGAUUGCAUAUACUGGACACUUGAAUGGAAAUUCAACUCAACAGAUGUUGUCCUAACUGACCAUGAAAUAGAUGAGCACACAACCUUGCUCUCUCUAUUGGAAAAGCAUCUUUGUCCUGGCCCUUGGAAGGAUCAGCUCACACAAUAUCGCAAUACAGAAUUGCGUGACCUGAAACUGUUCAUUCAAAAGUCUGCUAAGGAAUCAGAGUCACCAUACCGCCUACUCAAUAUAGAAGAACCUUUGCGCCCGCAGUUGAGGGGUAUACUUGUUGUCGAGUACCCAAGUAUCAAAGUCUUCCUUCCAUCGGACAGUUAUGACUUUGAAGUCGAGAAAAUGGCGAACAAGCUUGCGAAAGAUGGGAAAACCACUGGCAGCACAACUGACGAGCCACCUGUAGAAGGCAACAAGUUUCAUGAGGAGGAAAUAGAGGAAGGAGAGUUUUCACCUGAGACGGAGAUUAUAGAUCUCAAGGACUGUGGACCUUCGAAUGCCAGUAAACUUGCUGCAGCAGAGGUUACAGGUGAAUCUAGGAGGGAUAACAAUGUUGAUUCUUUGGUGCUCUCAUAUUCCAGCAGUCAAGCUGUACAUGGUCAGCAGAAAGAACCGAAUCAAUAUAGCAAGAUGUCAUCAAAUGGAAGCUCUGGGCGUACAGAAACUAAGUCCCGCAUGGAAGCCUGCCCUCUAGAUAUGGAGAAGGCAAGGGAAAGUGAGUUGUGCUCAAGUGAGCACAUUGCAGAUCUCAAGGAGCAUGGAACUUCAUAUCCUGGUAGCCUUGCGGAAGCGGGAGUUGCAGCUUUAUCUAAGAUAGACCGCAAGACAGAUUCUUUAGUGCCAUCUUCCAUCAACAUCCUUGCACCUGAUGGUGCGACUGGUCCUCAGCAAGAACAGAGUCAACAGAGCAGACAGAUACCAAGCUCAACUCCUGAAGCUCUGAAAAAGAAAUCUUUCAUGAAAGUUUAUCCACUGGACUUUGAGGACAACAAUGGAGGGUUGUUACUGGAGGUACCGGACUUGGCCUUUGAGCAAGAAAUGAUGGAUACCUACCCAGAACUGUUUGGGGAUAUGGAUGUUGACGAUUUCUUAAGCUGUGAUUUUGAAACGAUGACCGCAGACGAAUCAGUGGAAGCAAUGUCUGGGUUACUGUGGGACGACUUGGAGGAAGGGGAGAUUCCAACAAUGUGAAGGAAGAACAUGAUACUUUAGAGCUUGUGCUAGUUCGAGCAAAUGAGUCUGCAUCGUGCUUUUCCUGGGACGUUCUGUAACGUAAUGGUAGAGCACUCAUAUGUACCUGCAGCUACAACUAAGAUUAUGCAGCUUUUGUUAUUUUUUUUAAGAUUUCAUUUUGUUCAGUUCCUCUGGUUUUUUGUUUUUUGCACCUGCCGAUGCCAGACUAGCAUAGUGCUGGGUGCCGUUUGAGCCAAGGUAGCCUGUUGCUCCUUGCUGCAGAAAUUUUGGGGGUUGUAACUUUGUAAUGCUUGUUACCGAGCAAUUCUGAGUUGAAUCCAAACAAUGAACAGCAUUAAGUUGUAUAUGUAGUAUACAGUAUUCUGCAGAAUUCAUUCAUGGUCUACAGAGACAAGUAA
This is a messenger RNA of Setaria italica (foxtail millet), 2391 nucleotides long. Its product is annotated as putative box C/D snoRNA protein SPCC613.07. Gene Ontology annotation, biological process: snoRNA localization; box C/D snoRNP assembly; maturation of LSU-rRNA from tricistronic rRNA transcript (SSU-rRNA, 5.8S rRNA, LSU-rRNA). Lineage: Eukaryota; Viridiplantae; Streptophyta; Magnoliopsida; Poales; Poaceae. The coding region runs from base 323 to 1990 and encodes 555 amino acids. Gene Ontology annotation, cellular component: nucleus; pre-snoRNP complex. The transcript is spliced from 5 exons. The record is from RefSeq and is a predicted model, not a curated record.